Molecule: messenger RNA, 3843 nt
Organism: Mustela lutreola (European mink)
Lineage: Eukaryota; Metazoa; Chordata; Mammalia; Carnivora; Mustelidae
Gene: ETV7
Product: ETS variant transcription factor 7
Exons: 8
Coding region: 546-1571 (341 amino acids)
Biological process (GO): cell differentiation; regulation of transcription by RNA polymerase II
Cellular component (GO): nucleus
Molecular function (GO): DNA-binding transcription factor activity, RNA polymerase II-specific; sequence-specific DNA binding
Source: RefSeq, a predicted model, not a curated record
UGUUCCAGGCGGACAACCUAAGAGGUCCCCUCCCAUCCAAAUGAGGAGACACACAGGAAUGACAUGAAGUUGGUCUGUUGCUGUCCUGACCCAAGGACCAGGGGUUCCCUCGGCUCCCCAGAUUCCGCAGAAUCUCAGCUCCGUGCGCCUGGGAGCCAGGGCCAGGCUGCCAGAGGGGCCGUCCUCUAGCGGGAGGCUGCGAGCGGGACCGACGCCUCCUGGCUGGUGAGCCGAGAGUCCCCGCCGCUGCGCUCCCGCAGGGCCCGGCGCCUGCCCUCCCCGGAGCCGGCCGGGGCGGGAGUGGAAGCCGGAUCCCGCUCUUUCGUUUUCGUUUCCCGGAAGGAUAGCGAUUACCGGAGCGCUCUGAGACCUUCCUAGCCCGGGGAACCCGAGGGCACUUCUCGAAAGAGAUUUCCUCCUACGCGACCUUCCAGUUUUGGGGACCCAGUUAAGGGGCGAGGGAAGGAGGGGCUCAGCGCGCCGAGCAGCCGCGGCCAGGGAAGCGCUCACGACUCACCGCGCGAGCUCUCUCACCUCCACCUGUAAUGCAGGAGGGAUCACUGGCCAGCUCUUCCGUGAGGCCGGAGGCAGCCACACCACCCCCGGGCACCCAGGCCAGAUGUGAAGCUAGAAUGAACUUGCUGGGUGAAGGGGGAAUCUGCAAGCUACCAGGAAGACUCCUCCCUGUCCCUGUGGUUGCAGGCAUCCAGCCAGCACUCUGGAGCAGGGAGGAUGUGUUGUACUGGCUGCGCUGGGCUGAGCAGGAGUACUCUCUGCAGUGCUCUGGGGAGCAUGGGUUUGAGAUGAACGGCCGAGCCCUCUGCAUUCUCACCAAGGAUGACUUCCGGCUUCGUGCACCUGGUUCAGGUGAUGUCCUCUAUGAGCUGCUCCAGUACAUCAAGACCCAGAGGCAAGCCUUGGUGUGUGGACCCUUUUCUGGAGGGGCCUUCAGGCACAAGGUGUCCACUCAGUGCUGCCCCUGCCUCCUGGAAGAGGGAACUGGGCCACUUCCGUUGGCUCCCCGAAGCAAUGUCCUGCAGCAGCCAUCACACCUGGGGCUGGCCAGCAACUCAAGUCCCCUGGCCAAGUGGCCCCUCAGCAGGGAGGAGUCCCUCAACGUAUCACACUGUGCAGAGCUGGGCUGCAGGGCUAAGGCAGCCUGCUCCUUCCCCACCGUGCCACAGGCCCCCCUCGAUGGCAGGAUUGCUGACUGCCGGCUGCUGUGGGAUUAUGUGUACCAGCUGCUCUCUGACCCCAGGUAUGAGCCCUACAUCCGGUGGGAAGACAAGAAUGCCAAGAUCUUUAGAGUUGUGGAUCCAAACGGGCUUGCCAGACUCUGGGGAAACCAUAAGAACCGGGUGAACAUGACCUAUGAGAAGAUGUCUCGUGCCUUGCGCCACUACUAUAAGCUGAACAUCAUUAAGAAAGAACCCGGGCAGAAACUCCUAUUCAGAUUUCUGAAGACACCCAGCAAGGUCAGCCAGGACGAGGACAGCCGCCUGGAGCAGCCAGAGAGCCAGGAGCAGGACAGGAUGGAUUUCAAAGAGAAGAUGCUGGAAGUCUCUCCGUGAGGGUCAGGUGGAUUCUGGGCACCAAGCACUGAUGGACAGAAACUGAGUAUCCCUUGAUGGCAGCUAGCUGCCCGGUCGUCUCUGCCUUCCUCACAGAGCAGCAGGGAUCCCCAAUGGGUUUUGCACUCACAGGAUCAUCACCGUUGUCUCAGACCUCAAAGCUGCCUGGGCACCCAGAAGGCUGAGAACUGGGAGGUUUUACAUUCUGGACACUGUGGAGGACAUCAUUCUUGAGUAAGGCAGCCAUGGGGCUCAGUGGGGCGUGGGAGUGAACUCUCUCCCUGCCCUACCCCUUGCUACCUGCCCAGCUUGGGAGCGGUCGCUGGGCACUGAAAGAGUCUCCAACUCAGCUCCUUCAACUUACAGAAGAAGGUAGCAGAGGCCCCUCACCAAGCUUUAGCUCCUUCCUCUUUUGUAAGAGGGACCUGUCAGUCCUAGUAAUAAUAUCUAACAACACUAACUGACAUUGAAGUGACCCCUGUGUACCAGGCCUCUUACUAAGGGUCCUGCCCAUAUUUUAUCUCAUUCCAUUCACACACCAAACCCCCAAUGAUUAAAGAUGGGGAAACAGAGGCAAGGCUUGCAGAGCUGGGCUGUCUCUUCAGAACACAGCUCUGUUCCUUGGCUGGUCGGUUGGUGAUUCUGUGUGUCUCUGGGGCCUUUAGUGACUCUGGGGCCCUUCUCAAGCCAAGGCCAUGGCCCUGCCUCUCUGCCCUCGGCAUCUCUGGUGAAUGGUUCGCCUCCCUUGGCCCAACCUUCUUUCCUGUUUUCAGUCCUUUGGUGACGCUGUGACUCUGACCCAGCCGAGAGUGCCUCUGCCUCCUGAACCUGUCGUCUCCUACCCACACCUGCCACAUGACCUUGGGCAGGUUGUUGUCUCUCUCUGGAACUUCAGGCUUCUCUGUAAAAUGUAGAUGCUGUUCCCAACCUGACAUCACAGGAUUGCUAGAAAUCUCCGUAAGACAACAUUGGUGACGUGCUUAGCAUGUGCCUGCUCUGUAGGGACCACUUAGUCUGUGUUCACUAAAAACAUGCCACAAACUCAACUGCAUCUGUGUUCAGCUUCUCUUCUUUUCUCCCCAGCACCCCAGGAGUGGCUGGGGCCUUGCCAGAGGAUCAGAGCCUCUGCCCUGUAACCCUUCCAGUAAGGUUUGCGGGUGAAAGGGAGGGGGAUAUUUUUACUUCAUUGAAAACAGAACUUCUUGGAUUCACAUCUUCUUUCUCGGCAGGAGGAAACCUCUGCCUCCUGCCCCCAGCCCCCACCCUCUGGCAGGUCAGGAAAUCCCCAGCCUGGUAAGCCUGAGCAGAUUCUGAGUCACUGUGCAGAAGCUGAUAAGGAUUCCUGGACUUUGGCCCUCAGAGCUGCCACCACGCCUGUGCAGGGCUCCUGUCCUGGCUGAGCCCCAACCCAGGCCCUGGACAGUUCCACGCCAGAGUGGCCAGGCAGGUGGCCUGGGCGUAAAGGCUCACUAUGAAAAUCCUUGGUCUCUUUCCUCUCCCUUGAAACUGCUCCAUCUCCUUGACUUUGGUCCUGGGUGAAUCCUUGCCCCAUAGCUUUUCUCAGCAUCUCUAAUCCAGAACUCCACAACUAGACUGAGAAAGCCUUUCAAAAUCCACUUGUCCAGUAAGGACCUUAUUGAUAAGGCAACUGAGGCCAGAGAUGGGGAGGGACAGGCUCAAAGACAAACAGCCCAGCUCAGCCUGGCCGACUCCUCACGUUGCCUCAGAAGUCACUUUUUCCAGAUACGAUGUUGGCAUUUUUGAGGCAUUCAUUCGUGGUUGUCAACAGCAGUGUAUCCCCGGGGCUACAUCUUCACCCAGGGUGAUGAAACCCACCCAGCGCCGGACCCGUGGGGCCUGGGCUUGGGCAGAAUCUACCACCCCAAAGCCCGAAUGCCCGGUCAUCCCACUCAACCCCGGGGGAAGCCCACCCUUUCCCCAUCUCCCCAGGCCCAGGUCAGGGAUAUCCACCUGGGUGUCAGGAGUAAAAGGAUUCAUCCAGCCCUUCCUUGCACCAGCAUUAAUGGAGCACUUGCUGUCUACCUGGCACCAAGUGAGGCUCUGGGUUUACAACCAUUUUGGGCACCGAUUCCUGAAAAGUGAUGGGUCACUGAAAACAGGUCAAGAUGAACUUCCUCACAGAUCAUUUUUAAAAAGCAGGAGAUACAUUUUCAUGAUUUGAAAAAGUAGCCAGCCAUGUUUGUCUCUUAUUUUUUUUUUUUUGCCAAAUAAUAUUGAAGUCAAAAGUAAAUAAAUAAUUUAUUUAAAAACG